Molecule: messenger RNA, 3367 nt
Organism: Dermacentor albipictus
Lineage: Eukaryota; Metazoa; Arthropoda; Arachnida; Ixodida; Ixodidae
Source: RefSeq, a predicted model, not a curated record
UUCGUUUAAGGUUUUCGCUGAUGUGACGAAUGACUAUUGCUUCAGAAUCAGUGAAGGAUUCUUUAGGAUUGGGAUCAUGAAUGCCAUAAAAUAUCAGAUUGUUUCGGCGCGAGUGGUUUUCGCUGUCGUCUAUACGGGAUUCAGGGUCAUGAUACCGGCGGGUUAUUGUAGCGCUUAAAGUUUUGAGGUCAUCUAAUUCAGUGCGCAUGCUUGAGAGCCGAUUGUAAUGCGAUUCAAGGUCAGUCAAACGCUUGCAUAUGUCAGCCAAUGUUACGUCCGUAGAUAGCAGGUGAUCUUUAACAGUCUGAAGUUCAGAGAUUAGUUUGGUUUGGCCUGCGGACACAAUUAUUAGUUCAGCGAGCACAGAAUCUAGCGUGGGUCCCGGGUUAGCUUCAAUAUCCCCUGCCAAAAGUAUUAAAGAACGGACCACUUGCAAACAUUCGACAAUAAUAACAACGCAGCACUGCGGGCUCGGCAGCUGUACUAAGAAGUAAUUGCUUGAUUUUUUACAAAGCAGAACCUGCGAGUUACCAACCUGCAUGGUAAAGAUGAACGGAUUAGUAGACCGUGCUUUCACACAGCUACCGAGCCCACAGAGCGGCGCAGACGGGUGGCACUCUCUUAUAGCGGCUGAGGUUGACGUUUGUUUCGUUGUGAUUGGCCAGGCUGGAUUGAAGAUUGCGACAUCUGGUGGCGGGACAGUAACGCGCAGAUUGGUCAGUGGAUAGCGCCAGUUGUGACAGCCAUCUUCGAAGUAGUUGGGGGCCGGAUUCGGUGCAGGUACGGCGUAGGCAGGCAGGAGAGCGACCAGGAGCGUGCUGGUGAUGGCGCAUGGCACGACCAUUGACCUCGACUCGCACACGAACACUGGGUUGCGCCUGACCUGCGAGAUUGCGCCGGGGGGAUCUUGGCGUCCACGCCCAGCUUCGCCUGCCUGCGCCGCACGCCGCGCAGAAUUGAAUGCACUAAUCUUUCGCACCGCCACGUGCUGCCGCGCAGCGGCGUGUGUCUCGCACAGCCAGCAACUCGAGAGCCGCAGCUUCCAUUACGUUGAGCCGUCUACCUUUACCGUCCCCACCCACCGCCGUGAACUAGCAAGAUGACAGGGCUGGCAAUGAUCGCGGCUGCGAUGACUGCGGCGGUGCUUAGCUACGUCCACUGCGCAAACAUCACAGAGGGCCCGGAGUUUGCCGGCGGGGAGCAAGUCGCAGAGCUCAAGACACGGCCCAACAUUCGGGGCAGAAUCUGGGGGAGAGGCACCAGAUUGGGGUAUAACCGCACCGCCGACACGUACAAGAAAAGCUCCUCGCUCUCCGGCUGGAAGAUCGCUGUCCUCGUCAUCGUUCCUCUUGUUGUGCUGAUCGGAAUCGUCGUGCUCCGGCCAUACGUCUCCAGAGCCUGCGCGGGGCGAAAGGGGGGCACCUCGUACGCUUAUCAGGCAGGACCACCGGCUUACCCAGUUAGCCCCGGAACGGAAGCGGGACAAAAGCUUUGAGCCCUUGCACGGAUCUUCGCCCGUGAAAGCCACAAGCCUCCGCUUGGGAAGACCUCUCAAAUAUUUGCAAACGCUGCUCACAGCCUGUUGAUUUCUUGCUGAGUGCAGGGCCGGUAUGAUGCAAUGAUUCCUUUCACGCGAUUCUAUUCCUUUGCUAUAGUACGCCACUCACGCGCGGGGGAUCGCGGGAAUAAUGUGCGUACGCCGUACACGGCCUCUGAGAUUACGAUCUCGCGCUAUCUCGGAGGCAAUGAUGCGGAGCACCGCCAAGACCGCUAGUGAAACGCGGAAAGGAAUGGCGUUGGAAUGGAAUCGCUGCAUUAUCCCGGCCCAGGAUUCGUAUAGGGAGUAUUCACUGACGUCAUGGCAUGCCGAACGAAGCUAUGCCGAACAAAGUUGCGCCAUCUUGCCUGCUUUUUUUGUUUUGCUGAAAGGCCGAUGUCGUCUUCGCCUGUCUGCUUGAAGGAGCAAAAACGGCGGAAUGAUACAAUAAGGUAGAAUUCGGCAUUGCCCGCAUUGGCGCUUCCACCUGAUGCAGCAUUUGAUGUUUGCAGGGUUUGGGAUCGAAUAAGCAACUAAUCGAGCUCCCUUGUCUUUCUGACACACGAGUCGAAAAGAGAAAAGACGAGUGUGUAAUCGUAUGCGUGCUGUUUUUUGAGGCACCGGUAUAUCGGUUAAGUGCACAGCGGGUGUUUCGAAUAAAGCUUUUUAGAUAAGGCUGUUGAAGGCUAUGCAAUGAAACAGCAGCGUGUUUCCAUGCGCAGAUAACGUGUGUUCGUAUGACGACGCCGUGCGCGUCCUAUCAGAGUAGUGGUGAUAGUUGAACUUGAAGUACGUCGUGUCUAUCGCGUACACUGUGUAAUAAGGACGCUUUUGGGUUAUUGCCUUGGCUUGUGGAUCUAUUGUUAAUGGUUUUUGUAUCCGCCGCAUACCAUCGCUGCACGUAGGAAGGACUCCGGGACGCAUGCUUGCAAGCGGGCAGACUUACGCAGGCUGCUAAUGAUAUUCUCGUUCGCGUGUUCAUCAUCGCAUUUCUUCUUCUCUCUCUGUCUCUUGCCAUUGAUAUGUUCGAGUGUUUAUGAAGGCCAAAAUUAUUUGUUGAUUGAAAGCGAGAGGGGCGUUAUUAUUAACCAUAAUAACGCCAAGCUUCGUACCUCAUAAUGGGGGAUUGGGGCGAUGCAUCCUAAAGAUAAGCCGAAACAAAACUAACACUCUUCACACAAGACUUACAAGUGAACAAAGGGAGCAGACAUUCCAGUGCGAUGCCAAGGUUUUUGCCUUCACAAACUACUUGCACAAACUGCAGUGGACGCGAUCUUCACCGCGUAAUACGAGGAGUGUUUGCCAUGACAUAUCACGUUUUUUGUGCGCCUGCACGCACUUUUCCGCCACGAUAGAUAUCCUCAAAUCUCAAACCUUAAUCGGCGGCUCCAUUAAGAUUUACCAUGUCCUUGUAUACCGUGUCGCACUAUUGUAAUGCUUUGGGCUCAACGAAGGUACUCUUAAGCUUUUUUUGAGAGACUGGCCUCAACCAGACACUCUUAGCUGCUUGUUACUGCGCAUUCUGUGUACACUGCCAAUAGGGAAGGGGAGCGCAGUCGAGGACAGCUGAAAAUUAGGUGGGUUGGUGAAAUGCGGAAAUUUCCAGGCGCAAGUUGGAAUCAGCUAGCGCAAAACAAGAGAAAUGGGAGAUCACCGGUAGAGGCCUUCGUCCUGCAGUGGAUAAAAUAUACUGAUGAUGAUGAUGAUUGAGUGCGUGUAUACGUGUGUACAAUAGAUGUGUCUUUUUAUAUGCCACCCUCUUCAUGUGCAGUAUAGCACGCUCGGCGUACGUUCUGGCAAGCAUUCCAGCAUUUAUUAAAGAAUGUCUCC